AUGUCGUCAACAUACUCUUCCCUUUUUGGAGCUUCGCACGUGCAGUCGGACUCGCCAGACUGCGACUUGGGCAAGCUGAACGGUCUCGAAGGCUUGCCGCUCGAGAUCAUAUUCGACAUAUACCAACAACUUGACGUGGAAAGUAUUUUCUCUUUGGCUCAGGUCAAUACCCUUUUCCACGGACUUCUGAAGAGGAACAAGGCGGUCGUCCUGCUGCCCGUUCUUGAGCGAGAAUUCAGCCCGUUUCCAGAGUUGCUUCAAGUCUUCACGGCAUCGGACCGGGAUAUGUUUCAGUACGGAGAUACUUUCCAGCCGCGAAGGGUCGUUUUCAGACGGUUUCCAGGCGACAUGACGGGCAUAACUUUGUCUAGCGGUGGUAUCCAGCACAGCCAGAGCAUGGCCCCCGAGCAUGCGGUGCUUGCCAGUAUCCUUGACGGCGGAACCCUAGCCAAGAAAAGCCCCUUGCCGCCGCGGCGGUCAGUCACGCUAGUCGACAGAGACUUAAGUUCCUUGCUGAAGUAUUGCUUGUUGGUACGACGAUGGGAAGAGCUUUUCCCUCAGCUUCACUGGUUCACGGCGCCUGAAGAUUGUCGCCAACUCAGUGAAGCAGAGAGGUUCAAACUUCGCCGUGCUCUCUAUCGUUGGUGGCUAUACGCCUAUUACUUUCACGGCGAGCUUCCCCGGCCUCGGAGUGGUCAGCCGGAACCGUUCGUCAAUGAUGUGCGGGUCAGUCACAUGAGACUUUAUCCGACUCGCGAGUUGAUGGAGUUGAUGGACCUCUUCCUGUCAAUGAAGGACCUUGUCAGACACUAUAUUUACCCCAAUCUUGAGCAGAAUCUAGAGCCGGUCGACGAAAGCAGUCCGCUUGAAACGAUGAUUGAGAGCAGUAUCCGCGAGCGCAUCGUGGACACAUAUGCCAAGCUUGAUCCCAGAGACCUGAUGUUCUACUUUCAGAACUUAUUUAAUUACCCUCGAAAGCGACUGGUGACGGAUGUAAACCUCAGGCACCCCGCCUUCUCUCAAGACCGAGAAUCUCUCGUGGCCGCGGUCCAGGCGGCGGCAGGCGAGCGACCAUGGCUAUAUGAUAUGGCCGAUUUGAGCAGUGCAGGUGGUAUCGUGCAUCCUGACGAUUCCGAUGUUGAUGAGCGGCUUAGUCGUGAUGGCAGCCGUUAUGGCUCGAUUCCACCCCCAGGAGCUUUCCGGCGUCCUAUUGGGAACUGGGCUCCUCCCGGGGACGACGGUCGAGCUCUCGCGGAGCGGAGUCACUUCCAAGGCUGGCGGGACUCUUGA
This is a messenger RNA of Colletotrichum higginsianum IMI 349063, 1290 nucleotides long. Its product is annotated as F-box domain-containing protein. Lineage: Eukaryota; Fungi; Ascomycota; Sordariomycetes; Glomerellales; Glomerellaceae. The transcript is spliced from 2 exons. The coding region runs from base 1 to 1290 and encodes 429 amino acids. Gene Ontology annotation, molecular function: protein binding. The record is from RefSeq and is a predicted model, not a curated record.